AUGAUUUUGCUGUCUUCCAUAUCUCAAGUCAAGAAGUUCCAUAUCAUACUAAACAUGGAUAAAGAAGAAAAGAAAUUUGUUAAUAAAGCAGAGGAAGAUGAGAUGGAGAUCUGUGGCUAUGAUCUAUGUCGCUGGAAGUUGGUGCUAGUUACUGUAGGAGUGAUCUGUUCUGGUGGCUUUCUUCUCCUCCUCCUCUACUGGAUGCCUCAGUGGCGUGUGAAAGCAACGUGCAAAAAGACUACGCUUAAAGACUGUGAAGUGGUUCUGCUGAGAACAACUGAUGAAUUCAAGAUAUGGUUUUGUGCAAAGGUUCGCACUAUGCCUUCUUUGGGAGCCAAUCCUUUAGAGAAUCCUAACUCUAUUGUACACAAGAUUUCAAAUGGCCAUGCUGUUCAUUUCUGUGAAUCCGCUGCAGAAGAGAAUAAAAAUGAUUUGAAAAAAUAUUUGCCUAUUCGUUAUUUCACACAUCACAGCGUGAAGUAUUUCUGGAAUGAUUCAGUUCAGAGUUUUGAUAUUGUACGAGGUCUAGAUGAAUCUACAUUCUGUUCUUCAAUUCAUAACGAACACAGCACAGGACUGACAAAGGCAAUGCAUGAUUACAGAAAAGCAUUCUAUGGAGUAAAUGAAAUUGCUGUGAAAGUGCCUUCCAUUUUUAAGCUUCUCAUUAAGGAGGUUCUCAACCCUUUUUACAUUUUUCAGUUGUUCAGUGUGAUAUUGUGGAUCACUGAUGAAUAUCACUACUAUGCAUUAGCAAUUGUGAUCAUGUCUGUAAUAUCCAUUGUUAGCUCACUCUACACCAUUAGAAAGCAAUAUGUUAUGUUACAUGAUAUGGUAGCAGCUCACAGCAUUGUCAGGGUUUCUGUCUGCAGAGGAAACCAAGAAAUAGAAGAAAUCCUUUCCACUGACCUUGUGCCUGGAGAUACCAUGCUGAUUCCAUCUAAUGGGACAAUUAUGCCCUGUGAUGCAGUACUUCUCAGUGGUACUUGCAUUGUAAAUGAAAGUAUGUUAACAGGUGAGAGUGUUCCUGUCACAAAGAUUAAUCUACCAAAUCCUUCAGAAUAUCCGAAAGAAAUGGGAGAUGAAAUAUACAGUCCAGAAGUGCAUAAACGGCAUACUUUGUUCUGUGGAACCAAUGUCAUUCAAACCCGUUUUUAUACUGGAGAAUUGGUCAAAGCUCUGGUAGUGAGAACAGGCUUUAGUACUGCUAAAGGACAGCUUGUUCGUUCCAUACUGUAUCCAAAGCCAACUGAUUUUAAACUCUACAGAGAUGCCUAUUUGUUUCUUCUGUCUCUGGUAGUGGUGGCAGGCGUUGGGUUUCUUUACACGGUUGUCAAUAGCAUCUUAAAUGAGGUUCCAGCUCAUACCAUCAUCAUUGAGUCUCUUGACAUUAUCACUAUCACGGUGCCUCCAGCGCUCCCUGCUGCCAUGACUGCUGGCAUUGUUUAUGCACAAAGAAGACUGAAAAAAAUUGGCAUCUUCUGCAUCAGUCCACAAAGGAUAAAUAUUUGUGGCCAACUGAAUCUUGUGUGUUUUGAUAAGACUGGCACACUUACUGAGGAUGGCUUGGAUCUUUGGGGAAUUCAACGGGUGGAAAAUGCUCGUUUCCUUUUGCCGGAAGAGAGGGUUUGCAGUGAGAGCUUGCUGAAGUCUGAGUUUGUUGCGUGCAUGGCAACUUGUCAUUCCCUUACAAAAAUUGAAGGGGUGCUUUCUGGGGAUCCGCUUGAUUUGAAGAUGUUUGAAGCAAUAGGAUGGAUUUUAGAGGAAGCAACUGAAGAGGAAACAGCCCUUCAUAAUCGAAUCAUGCCGACGGUGGUUCGACCUUCAAAACAGCUUUUACCAGAAUCCAAGCAAGCAACAAAUCAAGAAAUGGAAUUGUUUGAGCUUUCGACCAGUUAUGAAAUUGGGAUUGUGCGCCAGUUUCCAUUUUCUUCAGUUUUGCAACGUAUGUGUGUAAUAGCAAGAGUUCUAGGGGAGAAGAGAAUGGAUGCUUAUAUGAAGGGUGCCCCUGAAGUGAUUGCCAGCUUGUGCAAGCAGGAAACAGUUCCUGUUGACUUUGAGUGUGUCCUGGAAGAAUACACUAAGCAGGGCUUCCGAGUUAUUGCUCUUGCUCACAGAAAAUUGGAGUCUAAGCUUACAUGGCACAAAGUCCAGACUAUUAAUAGAGAUGCUAUUGAAAGCAACAUGGAUUUUAUGGGGUUAAUUAUAAUGCAAAACAAACUAAAGCAAGAAACCCCUGCUGUACUUGAAGAUUUGCAUAAAGCCAACAUUCGCACUGUCAUGGUUACAGGGGAUAACAUGUUAACUGCUAUCUCUGUGGCCAGAGACUGUGGAAUGAUUCUACCUCAGGAUAAGGUCAUUAUUGCUGAAGCACUACCUCCAAAGGAUGGGCAGGCUGCCAGGAUCAACUGGCAUUAUGCAGAUACCCUCGCAAAAUGCACUAGUUCAUCACCAGCCAUAAACUCAGAGGAUAUUCCAGUUAAAUUGGUCCAUGAAAGCCUUGAGGAUCUCCAGAUGACCAAAUACCAUUUUGCAAUGAAUGGAAAGUCAUUUGCAGUGAUUUUGGAGCAUUUUCAGGACCUGGUACCCAAGCUUGUGUUACAUGGCACUGUGUUUGCUCGCAUGGCACCUGAUCAGAAAACUCAGUUGGUGGAAGCUUUGCAAAAUGUAGAUUACUAUGUGGGCAUGUGUGGAGAUGGAGCAAAUGACUGUGGCGCGCUGAAGAGGGCACAUGGUGGUAUAUCUUUGUCUGAACUUGAGGCUUCUGUGGCAUCACCAUUCACUUCCAGGACACCUAGUAUUUCCUGUGUGCCAAAGCUGAUCAGGGAAGGCCGUGCUGCUUUAAUAACUUCCUUCUGUGUAUUUAAGUUCAUGGCAUUAUACAGCAUUAUCCAGUACAUCAGUGUUACUCUCCUAUAUUCUAUCCUGAGCAAUUUGGGAGAUUUCCAGUUUCUCUUCAUCGAUUUGGCAAUCAUUUUGGUGGUUGUCUUCACUAUGAGUCUGAACCCUGCUUGGAAGGAGCUUGUUGCGCGAAGGCCUCCAUCAGGUCUUAUCUCAGGUCCACUUCUGUGUUCCGUUUUGUCUCAGAUCAUCAUCUGCCUUGCUUUCCAAACCUUUGGGUUUUUUUGGGUCAAACAGCAGUCCUGGUAUGAGCCUUGGACAACAGAAUCUGAGUAA
Messenger RNA from Cariama cristata (Red-legged seriema), 3174 nucleotides. RefSeq names its product ATPase type 13A3 (gene ATP13A3). Bases 1 to 3174 code for a protein of 1057 amino acids. The transcript is spliced from 28 exons. The record is from RefSeq and is a predicted model, not a curated record. NCBI's taxonomy places the organism in Eukaryota, Metazoa, Chordata, Aves, Cariamiformes, Cariamidae. Gene Ontology annotation, molecular function: P-type ion transporter activity; ATPase-coupled monoatomic cation transmembrane transporter activity; ATP binding. Gene Ontology annotation, biological process: polyamine transmembrane transport; intracellular calcium ion homeostasis. Gene Ontology annotation, cellular component: late endosome membrane.